Sporothrix schenckii 1099-18 is the source of this 600-nucleotide messenger RNA. RefSeq lists its product as uncharacterized. The transcript has 2 exons. The record is from RefSeq and is a predicted model, not a curated record. Lineage: Eukaryota; Fungi; Ascomycota; Sordariomycetes; Ophiostomatales; Ophiostomataceae. Bases 1 to 600 code for a protein of 199 amino acids.
AUGAGCCCCUAUAUGACAAUUCACCCCAAUCAUCCCCAGUUCGAUCAAAUGCAUCAUUCGCUGUUCUAUGCUCACGCCGCAGGCCAUGAGACACCGGGGGAUGACGGUGAUGAAGAAGAGGUGGACUAUCUGCCGGUACCGCCAUUGGUCCCAGAGACCGUGGACGAACGAGACGCCCGAGAAGCCACCUGCCUGCGCAAUUCGCAGGACCUUGUCGUCCUCGCCGGCAGGGCGGCCUACGAGAUGCCCAAUCUGGAGACCCUGGAGAUCUGGCAGACGUGCACAGCGCAUGCGAGCAUCUUUCGAUACGAAGCGCAUCCUAGCCCAACUGUGACGUUUUUGGGCCACACACGGAGAGCCCGGGACGCCUGGAAAAAGGUGGCAGAGGCGCGCAAAGGCAAGGUGACGCCGCUGGCCGUCCGGUUUGAGCAGCUACCUGGGUUGUCAAGGAAUCUCCGCGGCAGUUUCUGCAUCUACAGCACCAUCGACAGCCUCAAGUUGCGCGACCUUGUCAUCGACCCGGUAUCCCUGUAUGCCGCCCGAUGGGAAGAGUGCCCGAUGGACAGGAGCGUCUCCCGCGUGAUGCUCGGGUACACAUGA